Microstroma glucosiphilum is the source of this 4030-nucleotide messenger RNA. RefSeq lists its product as hypothetical. Gene Ontology annotation, molecular function: metal ion binding; metalloendopeptidase activity. Gene Ontology annotation, biological process: peptide catabolic process. Gene Ontology annotation, cellular component: cytosol; mitochondrion. The coding region runs from base 99 to 3710 and encodes 1203 amino acids. The record is from RefSeq and is a predicted model, not a curated record. The transcript has a single exon. NCBI's taxonomy places the organism in Eukaryota, Fungi, Basidiomycota, Exobasidiomycetes, Microstromatales, Microstromataceae.
CUUUGUUCAUCAUCAUCAUCAGCAUCCGCCCUUGUCCCGCCACAUUGUUUGCAACGCACUGUCACCUCGUCCUUCUCGUCCUCUGGUGUCUACCUUGAAUGCCAGGCAUCGCUCGUCUGGGAUCGCGCCUCAGUGCGCAAUCAUUACUUGCUCGAGCCCGUCCUUGCAGCAUACAAAGACCUCUGCAGCGUCUACCUACCUCCAGCGGUCUUGCCUCCAGUGUGAGACUACCGAGCAGCCGACUUACUCAUUCAAAGGCGCCAACCUCGUACGCCUCGACCGCCCUACCAUCACCUUUUAGAUCAGCAUCAUCAGCCAUGACCAGCACACAACGGAAUACACGGUCGUUGGCCACUGCAGCACCAGGCUCGGCUCAAGGAGGACAGUCACCUCUUGAUACCCUUCCUCCAGGCUUCGAGAUCAGAGAUCAUAUGCCUUCUGCAAGCUCGUCAUCAUCCAGCUCUGCUCCGUACGCACUCUUCACGAAGGAUUUGGAGAGACCCGAUCUAGACGACAGGGAGUAUCGCAUAAUCGCUCUGGCAAAUGGCCUUGAGGCCCUCGUCAUCCGUGAUCCUACCACCGACAAGGCCUCCGCGGCCAUGGACGUCCGCGUGGGACAGCUUUCUGACCCAGAGGAUUUCCAAGGACUUGCACACUUCUGCGAGCAUCUUCUUUUCAUGGGUACUGAGAAGUACCCUCGAGAGAACGAAUACUCGGAGUACCUCUCGAAUCACUCUGGCGCAUCUAAUGCAUACACUGGAAUGGAGAAUACCAACUACUUCUUCGACGUUGGCCAUCAGCACCUUGAAGGUGCUCUCGAUCGCUUCUCACAAUUCUUUCUCACGCCGCUCUUCGAUGCUAGCUGUACAGAGCGGGAGAUUCGAGCCGUAGACUCUGAGCACAAGAAGAACCUGCAAUCAGAUACCUGGCGCGCAUUCCAGCUGGACAAGUCUCUCUCGGACCCCCGCCACCCGUACUCCCAUUUCGGUACUGGCUCCGCCAAGACGCUGUGGGACCAACCGAGGCAGCGAGGCCAGGAUGUCCGCGAUGAGCUCCUGAAGUUCCACGAUCGCUACUACUCAGCCAACGUCAUGAAGCUCGUCAUCCUUGGCCGUGACUCGCUCGAUCAGUUGACCGAUUGGGUGGUCGACAAGUUUUCUGGCGUGCGUAACAAGGGCCUUGCUGCUCCCACUUUCCCUAACUCACCUCUCGGAGAGGAGCAACUGAAGACUCAGGUGUUCUUCCGCUCCGUAAAGGAUAUCCGACUGCUAGACAUUACCUUCCCUAUUCCUGACCAGACGCCGCAAUUUCGAGCAAAGCCUGGUCAAUUCGUCUCGCACUUUGUGGGACAUGAAGGCCAAGGUUCCAUCUUGAGUCACCUCAAGAAGCGAGGAUGGGCCAACCACCUGAGCGCGGGGGCCACGAACGGCGCAGACGGCUUCGAGUUCUUCAAGAUUAGCGUCGACCUGACCAAAGAAGGUCUCAAGAACUACGAGAACGUUGUCUUGGCUGUGUUCCGCUACCUAGACUUGCUGAAGCAAUCUUCCAUCCCUCAGUGGACAUACAACGAAGUGUCGAGUCUCUGCGAUUUGGCUUUCCGAUUUAGCGAGAAGAUCCCACCAUCCAGCUACGCAUCUGGCCUCUCGACUCAGAUGCAGAACCCAUACCCUCGAGAGUGGGUCUUGUCAGGUCCCUAUCUGACCCGCAACUUCGACGUCGAUCUGAUCAAGAAGACGCUUAGCUACCUCUCCCCCGAGCGAUGCCGUGUCACAGUAGCCGCCCAGGAAUGUCCUGACGGCACUCAGGCGUGGGACCGCAAGGAGAAAUGGUACGGCACUGAAUACAAGCUGUCGCCCCUACCUAGCAAGCUACUUGAACAGCCCUCUGGCGCAGAAUUCGAAGAUCUAGCCUUGCCUGGACCGAACAACUUCAUCCCUCAGACUUUCGACCUAGCGGGAGGCUCGAAGCAGGAGCAUGAGUCGAAGCGACUAGGCGUGACCAAGCGACCACAGCUGAUCAAGCAGACUCCUCUGGGCCGUUUAUGGCACAAGAAGGAUGAUCAAUUCUUCCUUCCCAAGGCCAACGUCUUCAUGCUGCUUCGCUCACCGCUGAUCGACGCAACACCUGCUAACGCAGUCAAGUCGCGUAUGUUUGUGGAGCUUCUGAAGGACGCCAUGACCGAGUACGCUUACGAUGCCGAGCUCGCAGGUCUUGGCUACAACGUUGAGGCUCAAGCAGAUGGUUUCGGUAUCAGUGUAGAUGGCUACAAUGACAAGCUGCCUGUUCUUCUCAGCUACGUCUUGAAGGCAGUCAAGAACUUCGAGGUAGACCCGGUGCGUUUUGAGAUGAUCAAGGAUUCGGUCUCGCGACAGUACGAGAACUUCAGACAGGAGGCACCGUAUCAGCACGCAAACUAUUACACCUCCUAUCUCACAGUUGAGAGGAUGUGGACUCCGACAGAGAAGCUUGUAGAGCUCAAGGAGAUGACCUCGGCAGACGUCCAGAGGUUCAUUCCUGACUUGCUGGCCCGCCUUCACGUCGAGAUGCUAGCGCACGGAAAUCUCACUGAGUCCCAAGCAGGCUCACUCAUGGACCUUGCCGAGUCCACCUUGGCCGCCAAGCCUCUUUCGCCCACAGAGCUGAUCUCGCCACGCUCAUUGAUUCUGCCGACGCCGUCCGACAGCCGCUGGAGGAGACAAGUCAGCAACAAGGACAAUGUCAACUCCAGCAUUGAGCUCUACUGCCAAGUCGGUGACCCUCUCGAUGUUGAGAAGAGAGCCACGCUCGGUCUCAUGAGCCAGAUCGCUUCGGAGCCCGUCUUUGAUCAGCUGAGGACAAAGGAGCAGCUCGGCUAUCUCGUCUUCUCGUCGGUGAGGAGGACGAUCGGUUCAAUGGGGUACCGGAUCAUUAUCCAGUCGGAGCGUGAUGCCGAUUUCCUCGAAUCCCGCAUCGAGGCCUUCUUCGAGCAGUUCAAGAAGCUCCUAGAGGAAAUGUCCCCUGCAGAAUUCGAGAAGCAGAAGGCGAGUCUCAUCGCCAAGAAGCUCGAGGUGGUCAAGAACCUUGGCGAGGAGUCCACUCGCUUCUGGUUCCACAUCCACUCUGGCUACUACGAUUUCCUGGCUCGUGAGCGAGACGUGGAAGCGCUGAAGAAGGUCUCAAAGUCGGAUGUGCUGGAGCUCUUCAUGCAGUACAUCCAUCCUUCGAGCCCUACUCGGGCUAAGCUGUCAGUGCAUGUGCAGAGCCAGGUCAAGGCCAAGAUGUUCUCAACGCAGGCAGCGGAGGCGCUUAAGGCCCAGCUCUCGGCCGGUGGAGAGGGAACUCCACAGCCUCCUGCCGAGGCCUGGGAGAUGCUCCUCAAGGGCGAGACGUCUGUGGACAGCGUAAAGGAGUUCGUCAAGAGCACCCUCGCCACCGCCGGUGCUCCCGAGCCAAUGGUCGCGCAAGUCCUCGGCGCCGUCGAGGCCCUCGCCGAGCAGUUCCCUGCUCCAGUCGUGGAGGGUUCGGAAGUCGAGAAGAGCGCAACAUCGAGCACGAGCGCAGAUGUGUCCAAGACGGUCGAGGUGCACGACCCGGCAGUGUUCAAGGCCGGUCUGGUGCCGUCGAAGGCAUCGCAGCCUAUCAGGUCGUGGGAGGAGUACAUGGCCGAGCCUGAGAGGAAGGAUCUGGAGGCAGAAGCUGCUGAGAUUAAGGCGCAGACUAGCCAUCUUUGAAUCUAGACUUGCUAGAUGUGUUCAGAGGUGGCAGAGAAGGGAGGAAUCAGAAUCUUUUGUAAUUGCUUCCAGCUUCAGCUACGCUUUCACUGUCUCAUUAGCACCACUAAUACAACAUGCGUUGUCUCAAUUUCUCAACACGUCUAGUGUCAUUGCCUGUCAUCUCUUCGCCAUCUUCACUCCUCCACAGCAAUCUCAUCGAGAUAACUCUUCAGCCUCUUCCCCUCCGCCACGCCAUUCGUCCCAUCCAUCCGCAAUUUCAAUUUUCCGCUAAGCUCAUCGAAGUACUCCCUCCCUAAACGGUCCACCUCACCCACCAG